This is a messenger RNA of Acanthoscelides obtectus, 2303 nucleotides long. NCBI's taxonomy places the organism in Eukaryota, Metazoa, Arthropoda, Insecta, Coleoptera, Chrysomelidae. The record is from the annotation of a GenBank genome assembly.
GGCGAUCUUUGAGUGUUUGGUAGUUGAUCACAUCAGUGUAUAUGUUUUGUGGAUCACAUUGUACGUUCUCAAAAUAUGUUCUAUGGUUCCAUGUCAAAACCAGAAAAAUCAGUGUAUAUGUGUAUAUCUGUAUAUCUUUUGUGCAUAAAACAUAACCUAUGUUUGGCGUAAUUGAUUAUGGAAAAAAUUGAAUUCGGAUUUAAUAAUGAAAUAAGAUGUAUCUCUUGGAGUUUUUUCUUUUUCAGCUACAAAAAUACUUGGUGUCGUCUGAGAAAAAUAAUCACAAUAUAAUCAGGAAACAUACAAAAAAACUGAAAACUCUUGGAGAUAUCAGUUUUCCUCUGAAAAUCAAGAACUGGCAUAAUUUACUUAAUAAAGACGUAUCAGAUUUAGAGACAAUUUUUGAUUACAAUGAGGUGGACAUAGAUCACUUAAAAGCGGAGAGUGUGAAUUGGGGUAUUAGUAUAGCUGAUAUUAAACCCAUAGAGAGUGAUGUCCAUAUGUUUUUAACUAGAUCUGGUGAAACUUUCAUGGCAACUAUUUCUGAAGUUUUGUCUAGUCAGGAACGUUAUGGGUUUUGUGUAUUAUUUGAUUCAAAAAUCUCUGUAGAAACUACAUCAGUAGAUGUAAGAAUAGGUGAUUUGGAUGUUACAAAUUUAAGGAUACAGAUUUUGAAGAGUGUUGCAGAUAAUUUAAUACAAAAAUUCACCAGCAAAUGUUCAUCUGUGCAAAAUCAAAAUAAGAUCAUGAUUUCUCAAAGUCCAUUAAGAAAACCCCACACAUUUCUCUUGUGUGGCCCUGUGAUAGACCAUAAUGGAGUCAAAAGCACCAUGAUUUCUGGGAAACUGUUUGGGAAAAGAAUGAAUGAUAUGAGAAUGAUGGCACAACAUAAAUAUGGAGUCCAGAUAAAGGCAAAUUCACCUUGGGAAGUUUAUUUUGAGAAACUAGGCAAGGCUUGUGUCACGAUUGAGUUACUGUCCAACAAACCACAAAAACCUAUGAAAAUCACAGAAAAUAAUUCACAGACUGCUAAUAAAGGUGCAUCAUUUAUUUUUUACAAUUGUGCUAGAUUAGCGACUCUGCUGAGAGAGUUUGAAAGAAGAAUCGCACAAAACGUUUAUCCUGCGCUUCCAGCUAUCGAUUGUGUUGAUUUCUCAUUGCUUGAUCAACAGGAAGAAUGGGAGUUACUUUAUGUUUGCAUAAUGCAAUACCCGAUGGUUUUGAAAGAUUCUGUGAAAGAUAUAGAGAAGGGAAUAUUCGGCCCACAUAAUUUGAUAAUAUUCCUUUCUAAUUUGUGUUCCGUGUUUAGCGUUUAUUAUAGGCGAGUUCGCAUAUUGACGGAUGCUCGGGAACAUCUACAUGGAGUUAUACACGCUAAAGUUUACUUGUUGAAGGCAUUACAGGUUGUCUUUCAUAACACGCUAUUUUUAUUGAAUAUCGAGCCGAUUAAAGAAAUGUAGUAUAGACACGUUUUCUUAUUUGGAUUACCUAGCUAUUUUCUGAGAUUAUGUAAGCAAGAAGACUAUUGACCAUUGAAUUCGCUAAGCCUGAGGGCAGUUCGUUUUAUUGCUGGUCCCAGUAAAAACACCAAUUACAUAUCUCCUUUUUCACGCCUCAUAAACAAUUAUGCUUUUUAGAUUUUUUAAGUUAGAUAAUCGGAGAAGUUCCAGCUUAAGGCCUAGACUUUCAUCCAGCCCAAUAAACGCAUGGUUCAGACGCAGUUUAUAUAGUAGUUAACAAAGAAAUAUGUUGGCAAUGGGGUCGGUGUGUGAAAAGAUUUUCAGAUUGUGGAUUUUAAACGUUUAAAGAUCUAUUCACAAAAACGGUUUUUCGAUCAAACGUUUAGAUCAAAUUUUCAAACGUUUUCUGGUAUUAAAUGCUUAAAAAAUUUCAGUAUUAAACGUUAUCAAAUCUUGUAGAUCUAGUAUAGUAUUUAUCACAAAUCAUGUAAAGUCAUGGAUACUGUAGCUUGAGAUUCAUAAAAUAGAUGGUAUGUCGGUUUACUAAGGCAUUUUGUCGGUUAAAUAAGAUGUCCUAGACAGAAAUAACUCGACAGAGUGGCACGGGAGGUAUUUUGGCUGCAGAUCAAUCAGAUAAAAUCAACAUGGCCUUAGUAAAAGUUUUGCAGUUUUCGAGAUAUUGCCACUUUUAAGCUUUUCCAAAAAGUGCCUACUUUUUGCUCCUUUUUUUGUCAGUUAUGGCUAUAAAGAACUUCUAGCUUAUGCUUUUUCCCUGGGCUACCAUUAAUAGUUGGUUGAGACAAGCAAGUAUUCAUUUCAUUAAAAAAUAGCGCUGUACCUAUG